CAUUAGUACAAUGGAUUCUCACUCGAUAACCAUUCCAACCUUUGUCUUUAUCAUUGUUUUUGCCUUUUCAUUUGCUUAUGCCUACGAUCCAAGUCCUGUUCAAGAUUUCUGUGUUGCACAUCCAAAAGCUACUGUUUUUGUGAAUGGGAUGGCAUGCAAAGACCCAAAGGAUGUAACAGUGGGGGAUUUCUUCACGUCGGGUCUGGAUAGGGCGUUGAUACAGGAUCCAGUAAUUUCAGGUGUAAGUUAUAAGCGCGCCAGUGUGGCAGAAAUACCCGGGCUCAACACUCUCGGGCUCACAAUGAUCCGUAACGAAAUUCAGACCACGACCGUCAUCCCACCCCACACCCACCCUCGAGCCACAGAGACGGUCUUUCUCUUACAG
Molecule: messenger RNA, 385 nt
Organism: Cuscuta epithymum
Lineage: Eukaryota; Viridiplantae; Streptophyta; Magnoliopsida; Solanales; Convolvulaceae
Source: the annotation of a GenBank genome assembly